AUGCAUGACAGGAAGCCUUGUUGGCCGACGGAACACGCAAAUUUGCACAAGCCCGCACAAACCAGUACAGACCCGCACAUCUACACACGCAAAGAGGUGGUUGAGUCUAGUGACAUGCUUACGACCGCUGGUACCGGCCUAGGCAACGCUCUGGUACGUAGGCGUUGCCGGAGCAGAGGCCUAUCCUUGUGGUUGGAUCACGCUAAAAGCAAUCGCAGAUCUUUCGAUUUGCUACAGCAUUCAGCGUCGAAGCACCUCCUGGCCGGCUCAGGGCUGGAGGACAACCACCACCCGGUCGCGUUGAGCCGAUUGGAAGGUAGCUGGUCUGAGUCCAGUCGCAGAGUCGAAGUUUUUAUACGCUGA
Protopolystoma xenopodis is the source of this 363-nucleotide messenger RNA. The record is from the annotation of a GenBank genome assembly. Lineage: Eukaryota; Metazoa; Platyhelminthes; Monogenea; Polystomatidea; Polystomatidae.